AUGGCGAUACAUUUGAUAUAUCAAUCUACCAUUGACAAGAGUCCUACUUUUGUAGAAGUACUGAAUGAAUUUCAAAAAUUUCUUGCAAAAUAUGAUUUAUUUCAGACAGCUUCAGCUACAUUUGUUACAGAUGGUCCUUUUGAUAUACGUGAUUUUAUCACAAAACAAUGCAAACAUAGUAAAAUCAAGACUCGACCUGAUUAUUUCAAUAUUCCAUGGGUCAAUAUUCGAAGAACAUUUCGAGAUUUUUAUAACCAAAAAGAAAACAAGAACAUUAGUGCCAUGUUGGCUCAUUUAAAAAUGCAAUUUGAAGGCAGAGAACACUCAGGAUUAGAUGAUGCAAUCAAUUUAGCAGCCAUUGGUAAGCGAAUGCAUCAAGAAGGCUGUGUGUUCAAGACAAACUGUCGUUUUGAUAUAAAUCAUCCACAACGAUAUGGAAGAAGGAGACGAUAA
Molecule: messenger RNA, 453 nt
Organism: Gilbertella persicaria
Lineage: Eukaryota; Fungi; Mucoromycota; Mucoromycetes; Mucorales; Choanephoraceae
Product: ribonuclease H-like domain-containing protein
Exons: 3
Coding region: 1-453 (150 amino acids)
Biological process (GO): exonucleolytic trimming to generate mature 3'-end of 5.8S rRNA from tricistronic rRNA transcript (SSU-rRNA, 5.8S rRNA, LSU-rRNA)
Molecular function (GO): nucleic acid binding; 3'-5'-RNA exonuclease activity
Source: RefSeq, a predicted model, not a curated record